Anisakis simplex (herring worm) is the source of this 679-nucleotide messenger RNA. Lineage: Eukaryota; Metazoa; Nematoda; Chromadorea; Rhabditida; Anisakidae. The record is from the annotation of a GenBank genome assembly.
ACUGGAGAGUGUUGACGAUUUAGAUGCGAUCAUAAAGCAGAUGAUUGCAUUUCUUUUGGAACAAGAUCGAACUUGCGAAUCGUUGGCAUCGUUGAGUGAGGCAUUUCGACGUAAGCAGCAACAACUGAAACUACUUCUUUCAAAAGUGCGAGCGCAUCGUGAACGAGAGCAAACAAUAGCCAAAUUGGAAAGGGCGGUUAAGGCACGUGAUGACGUUAUUGAAAAUAUUCAAAACAAACUGCACAUUGCCGAAACUGCACUCACAGGAGCUAUUUAUCAGGCUGGAAUAAAGAUUAAAGCAGUGCAUCAAGCUGAAGCCAAGAAGGUGAACAGUGAACACGUGAUUCGAUUCGCAAAUCAAAUCAGUAAGUCGUAUUCGGUGGCUGCACCUCUUUUCUGGCGAUUGGGCGAUGCAUCGAGACCGUUUCCAACUGAGGUUGAACUACGUGUUUCCUCAUUGGCCGCACCGCGUGUGAAUGCCCCAACAACAACUACUGCAGCACUGUCAUUGUUGAGACAGCCAUCGGCGAGUACGUCUGGCUUGUUGAGGGGUGCUGUUGGAGGUACGGGUACAGGUCGAGGCACUUCUCCGCUAGCCGCAUCCUUUUCUGCUGCCGCUAUGCAACAACAGCAACGGUUAUCAUUCAUUCGUGUUAUUAUUCAUUUUGCUGUUAUGAUG